Molecule: messenger RNA, 1719 nt
Organism: Pyrenophora tritici-repentis Pt-1C-BFP
Lineage: Eukaryota; Fungi; Ascomycota; Dothideomycetes; Pleosporales; Pleosporaceae
Source: RefSeq, a predicted model, not a curated record
AUGGCUUCGGUAACAGAAGCUGCUGGCCUUGGGGUUGGCGAGAAGAAGAGCGUUUAUAAAGAGCUGCGUCAAAAUCCUUAUCUUCUCGGUUUAUCGGCUUUUGCAUCACUCGGUGGUUUCCUCUUCGGUUAUGAUCAAGGAGUAGUCUCAGGCGUGCUGACCAUGGAGUCAUUUGCCGCCGCCUUCCCUAGGAUCUACCUAGACAGCUCCUUCAAGGGUUGGUUCGUUUCAACGUUGCUACUGGCUGCUUGGUUUGGCUCUCUAGUCAACGGCCCAGUAGCCGAUCGUUUUGGUCGCAAAGGAUCCAUUAUGAUAGCUGUUGUUAUCUUCACCAUUGGCUCCGCACUCCAAGCUGGAGCCGUCAAUAUCAGCAUGGCUUUUGCUGGCCGAGCAAUCGCAGGUUUCUCAGUUGGUAUGCUAACGAUGAUCGUGCCCAUGUACAUGAGCGAAGUAUCCACCGCCGGUAUCAGAGGCACUCUAGUCGUUCUACAACAACUUUCCAUCACCCUCGGUAUCCUGGUUUCCUACUGGCUCGAAUUUGGUACGCAAUAUAUCGGAGGUACACGUUGUGCGCCCGACAUCCCUUACACCGGAGGUAAACCGUCCGAACCAACUUUCGACCCAUACAAAGAUAUCGGUCCGAACGGCUGCACCGGCCAAAGCGACGCUUCCUGGCGCGUUCCCUUUGCACUACAGAUAUUUCCUGGCCUUGUCCUUGGCAUUGGUAUGCUGUUCUUUCCCGAAUCACCUCGGUACUACUGCAUGCGCGACAACGAAGAAGACGGCAUCCGAGCACUGGCGCGUGUCCGCCGCACCAGCCCAGACGACGAGCUGGUUCAGAAGGAGUACCUCGCUAUCAAAGCAGAGGUCAUGUUUGAGGCCUCGUACAACGCAGAAAAGUUCCCUGGAAAGAAUGGUGCCUCGCUCUACAUUGCUGGUUACGGUACACUCUUCUCGACAUGGCCAUCAUUUAAACGUACUGCCAUCGGCUGUAUUACCAUGUUUAUGCAACAAUUUAUCGGAUGCAAUGCGAUUAUCUACUAUGCUCCGACGAUCUUUGCUCAAUUGGGUCUAUCAGGAAAGACGACGGGGUUGCUUGCAACAGGUGUCUACGGGAUCGUGAACACCCUCUCUACGCUCCCCGCCCUCUUCCUGAUCGACAAGAUCGGUCGGCGCCCCCUUCUGCUCAGCGGCGCCGUCGGAACCUGCAUCUCUCUUUUAAUUGUCGGCGGCAUAAUCGGCGCCUACGGCGACACACUGCGCUCUCACCCCUCCGCGGGCUGGACCGGCAUAGCUUUCAUCUACAUCUACGACGUCAACUUCUCCUACUCCUGGGCGCCCAUCGGCUGGGUGCUGCCAUCUGAAAUUUACAACCUCGGCAACCGCUCAAAAGCAAUGUCCCUAACUACCUCAUCGACGUGGAUGUGCAAUUUUAUCAUCGGCUUGGUUACACCGGAUAUGCUGGAAAAGAUCGGGUUUGGAACGUAUAUUUUCUUUGCGGGAUUUGCUGCUAUCGCGGCGGUGUUUACGUGGUUUCUUGUGCCGGAGACAAGAGGCAGGAGUCUCGAGGAGAUGGAUGCCGUGUUUGGGGAUACGACGGCGCAGGAGGAGAAGAGAAGGCUGGCAGGAAUUGCGAGGGGCUUAGGGAUUGGGGGCGUAGAGGAUGAGGAUGUAGAGGAGAAGGAGGUUGCCGUGAAGAUGGAGAUGACGGGAGCGUGA